This is a messenger RNA of Macrosiphum euphorbiae (potato aphid), 453 nucleotides long. The record is from the annotation of a GenBank genome assembly. NCBI's taxonomy places the organism in Eukaryota, Metazoa, Arthropoda, Insecta, Hemiptera, Aphididae.
AUGCAGGAAAAUGUUGAGAGUGAAAAUUGCUUUUCUAAUGUCUUAGUGUACGGUCUCCUUGAAUCUGUGUCUUCUACCAUACCCCAGCUCACUCUCCUCGAAAAGUUAAAUAUCUCCCCGGCUUUCUCCAAGGUCUUUCGAUUUGGUAAAAUACGAGCAGAAAUCCCCCGUCCACUGAAAAUCAUUAUAAAGUCUAAAGCCGAAGCAUCUCAAUUAUUGGAGUCAUUCAAUGACGCAAAACUGGGUGGUGUAGAAUUUCCUCAAGACUUUCGUAUUGUCAAGGACAAGACUCCUCUUCAACGUGAGCUAUUGAAAUCGUGCCACUCAGAACUUGACAAGCGAGUUAAUCGAGGUGAAUCUGGGCUCCACAUUAAAUACGUGAAUGGUGUAUCAAAGAUUGUUUCAAACAUCUCAAAAAACGGAUACCGCUUACCACCUCAACCCAAGGCAUGA